UGGAACGGGACCGAGGCGCCGGGGGGCGGCGCCUGGGCCGUCCCCUACUCUUUGCAGGUGACGUUGACGCUCGUGUGCCUGGCCGGGCUGCUCAUGCUGCUCACCGUGUUCGGCAACGUGCUGGUCAUCAUCGCCGUGUUCACCAGCCGCGCGCUCAAGGCGCCCCAGAACCUCUUCCUGGUGUCGCUGGCCUCGGCCGACAUCCUGGUGGCCACGCUCGUCAUCCCUUUCUCGCUGGCCAACGAGGUCAUGGGCUACUGGUACUUCGGCAAGGUGUGGUGCGAGAUCUACCUGGCGCUCGACGUGCUCUUCUGCACCUCGUCCAUCGUGCACCUGUGCGCCAUCAGCCUGGACCGCUACUGGUCCAUCACGCAGGCCAUCGAGUACAACUUGAAGCGCACGCCGCGCCGCAUCAAGGCCAUCAUCGUCACCGUGUGGGUCAUCUCGGCCGUCAUCUCCUUUCCGCCGCUCAUCUCCAUCGAGAAGAAGGGCGGCGGCGGCCAGCAGCAGGACGAGCCGCGCUGCGAGAUCAACGACCAGAAGUGGUACGUCAUCGCGUCGUGCAUCGGCUCCUUCUUCGCGCCCUGCCUCAUCAUGAUCCUGGUCUACGUGCGCAUCUACCGCGUGGCCAAGCUGCGCACACGCACGCUCAGCGAGAAGCACACCGCCGCCGGCCCCGACGAUCGCGUCACUGAUGAAUUCCCAAAGUCAACGGAGGAGGGCGGAGACCUCGUGUUUACAUGA
Molecule: messenger RNA, 744 nt
Organism: Myotis brandtii (Brandt's bat)
Lineage: Eukaryota; Metazoa; Chordata; Mammalia; Chiroptera; Vespertilionidae
Gene: ADRA2A
Product: adrenoceptor alpha 2A
Exons: 2
Biological process (GO): adenylate cyclase-activating adrenergic receptor signaling pathway
Cellular component (GO): membrane
Molecular function (GO): adrenergic receptor activity
Source: RefSeq, a predicted model, not a curated record